CAUAAAUAUAGUCAACCCCUUAGCUUAAUCUGCAGUAUAUUCUAAUCAAGAACCCAUAGAACCAUCUUUCCUUUUUCCAAAUUCCGAUGGCCAUCGCUGAAAUCUUUAUCGGAGCAUUCAUCACCGUGCUGUUUGAGAAACUGGCAUCUGCUGACUUGAUCAGACUCGCACGAUCUGCAGAAAUAUAUUCUGAGCUGGAUAAAUGGAAAAGCACCUUGUCCCAGAUCCAAGCUGUACUUGUUGAUGCAGGCCACAAGCACAUAAAAGAUAAAUCUAUUCAAUUAUGGCUAAACAAACUCCAACACUUAGCUUAUGAAAUGGACGAUGUACUCGAUGACUUGGCAACAGAAGCUAUGCGUCGCCAGUUGAAACAAGAAUCUAAUGCCACUGAUAACAUCGACACUAGUAAGUCACUGAUCAGUAUCUCUCAAACUUCUUGCUGUACUAAUUUCUGUACACCUCGUACCAUUAAGUAUGAUAGUAAGAUGGCUUCUAAGCUCGACGAGAUUACUACCAAAUUGCGUGCUCUUGUUGAGGAGAAAAAUAUUCUGGGUUUGAUCAAUAAUGUUGAGAGGUCAAACAGCAAAAGUAGACGAUUAGAGGAGACCUCGUUGGUUGAUUUAUCGAGAAUUGUGGGUCGUGAUGGGGAUAAAGAGGUGUUACUAGGGAAGCUGUUGGGCAAUGAACCAUGUAAUGAAAAUGUUAGCAUUGUGUCCAUUGUUGGUUUGGGCGGGAAAGGGAAAACGACUCUAGCCCAAGUAUUGUACAAUGAUAGGAAAGUGAAGGCUCACUUUAAACUCAUGUCAUGGGUUUGUGUCUCGGACGAGUUUGAUGUAUUUGAUAUCAGCAAGGCAAUUUUUAAAGAUGUGGGUGGAGAAGACAAGAAAUUUGAAACUCUUAAUCAGCUUCAAUUGGCCCUUACAGAAAAACUUGCAAAUAGAAGGUUCUUACUUGUUCUAGAUGAUGUGUGGAAUGAAAACUACAAUGAAUGGGAACUCCUCCAACGACCUUUUGCUGUAGGAGCACCGGGAAGUAAAGUUAUCGUGACAACACGGAAGACCAUGGUUGCAUCGGUGAUGGACUCCGUUCAAGCUUACCCUCUCGAGCUUUUGUCCAACGAAAAAGCUCUAUCUUUAUUGGCUCAACAUGCGUUAGGUAAACAAAACUUCGAUUCACAUCCUACCCAUAAAUUACAUGGCGAAGGUAUUGUGAGAAAAUGCGGUGGAUUGCCUUUGGCUUUGAGAGCAAUAGGGAGGGUGUUGAGAACAAAGCCAAAUGACGAAGAAUGGAGAGAGUUGUUGAAUAGUGAGGUGUGGAACUUACAGAAUGAAAGUAAGAUCCUUCCGGCUCUAAGGCUAAGUUACUACGAUCUCCCACCACACUUGAAGCAAAUGUUUGCAUACUGCUGCUUAUUUCCUAAGGAUUACGUGUUUGACAAAGACGAACUAGUCCUACUUUGGAUGGCAGAAGGGCUUUUGUAUGAAGCAAAUGCCGGCAAGCCAAUAGAGACUCUAGGUAGGGAGUGUUUUGAAGAGCUAGAAUCAAGGUCGUUUUUCCAACAAUCACCCAAUGAUAAAUCACGAUAUACAAUGCAUGAGCUGAUAAAUGACUUGGCCACAAGUGUUGCACGAGAGUUCUUUUAUAUGUUUGGUGAUAAGAUGGACGUUCAUGACACGAAUGAAGUUUUAGAGAAGUCUCACCACCUUUCAUUUAUUCGUGAAAGAUAUGGAGUGUACCGAAAGUUCAAGGUAAUACAUAGAGCUAGACGCUUGCGAACUUUCUUAGCGAUGUCAGUUACAAGGUUAUUUAGUUGGCAAAGAUUCUACUUAUCGAACAAGGUUCUUAUAGAAUUACUUCCCCAACUCCAAUUCCUAAGGGUGCUGAGUCUAGCUAAUUAUAAUAUCACACAGGUACCACGGUGCAUUGGUAGUCUCAAGCAUAUCCGGUACCUUAAUUUUUCCAACACUGACAUCACAUGUCUACCCGAAGAAGUCGGUGACCUUUGCAAUUUACAAAGCUUGUUGAUUUCAGGCUGUCCUCGUUUAUCUAACUUGCCAAAUAGCACUACAAAGUUAAUAAACCUGCGACAUCUUGACAUUAGUGAUACUCCACUGUUGAACAAGAUGCCCAAAGGAAUCGGUAAACUAACGGGUCUACAAACUCUAUCCAAAGUCAUUAUAGGAGGAGCUGAUGAGUUUAAGAUAUCAGAUCUUAAGGGCCUACCACAUCUUCAAGGAAAACUUUCAAUUGAGGGGUUACACAAAGUGAUAAAUGUAGUACAGGCGAAGGAGGCAAACUUACAACUGAAGAAGGGUCUUAGUCAUUUGGAGAUGAAAUGGAUUGAUGUAUUUGGUGAUUCUCGGAAUGAAGUAACUGAAUAUGAAGUACUUGAAGGGCUAAGGCCUUUUGAGAAGUUGACAAGCCUCGGGAUUUCAUUCUACAUGGGAGUACUAUUUCCUAGUUGGGUCGGGCAUUCCUCAUUUGUUUGCUUAUCCCAACUUACGUUACGUGGAUGUAGAAGUUGUACACGUUUACCAACACUUGGGCAUUUACCUUCACUUCAAAAGUUGUAUGUUGAAAGUAUGAAUGGGUUAAAAAUCCUAGGUUCGGAGUUCCUUGGACCUCCUAACUCUUGCCAUGGUGUUCCAUUUCCAUCACUUAAAGUUUUGGAAUUUAAAGAUAUGCAGGGAUGGGAAGAAUGGUCAACCAGCACUCACAAAACUGGAUCGUUUCCUUGUCUUCAUGAGAUAUCUAUAAUAAAUUGUCCAAAACUCGAUGUAGUGGAAGUUGAGUUAGUAUCAUCAGUUAAGGUUGUAUGUGUAAGAGAAUGUUCCGCAGUGGUGUUAACAAGCAUAAUUAGUGUGUCUUCAUCAAUAAUUAGAUUGACAGCGUGGGAUGUCAAAGGACUUAUUCAGCUAAAUGUAGAAGUUUUAGAACAUCUUCGAGAAGUUGAAUAUUUACGCAUUUUACAAUGUGAUGAACUCACACACUUGUGGAAUUCAGAAGCCGAGGCAAGUGAGAUUCUUGUGAGUUUACAAAAGUUGGAAGUAAGCGGGUGUGUGAAUUUGGUAUCAUUGGGGCAGAAAAAGGCGAACGUGGUGUCUAGCAUAGAUUCUUUUAGAGAAGUGGAAAUCAACAAUUGUCCGAGAUUAGAGAACUACCACUGUCCAAAUAAUAUCGAGAAGUUGAAGAUAUCCAGUUGUCGUUCACUUACAUCCAUAAAGUUCCCAACAACACACGACGUCCCAUCCACUUUGAAGAUUCUUAACAUUGAGGAUUGCGAUAAUCUAGAGACGGAUUGGCUUGUCGACAACUUCUUGUCAUCACUUGAAUAUCUUGUGAUUUACAGAAUGCCGAAGCUGAGGUUGUUUCCCGAAGGAUGCUUAGUUCAUCUCACCACAUUAAUGAUUUCGAGUUGUGAUAACUUAGAAUCCAUUCCAGGACACGGUUUUGGUUUCCUUCCAUUUCUUUGCCUCAAAUCUCUUUUGAUAAAUAAUUGCAUGAAUCUAAAGUCAUUUCCUGAUGAGCAUUUGCAAAGUCUCACAUCUUUGGAAUACAUGUGGAUAAGUUAUUGUCCAAGUAUGGACAACUCAUUUCCUUGUGGUUUGUGGCCUCCUAAUCUAAGUAACCUAUCAAUAGGAAGCUUAAAAAAGCCCAUUUCAGAGUGGGGCCAACAAAAUUUCCCAACCACACUUGUUACACUGAUCUUGUAUGGUGAAAAUUCAGGAGCGAUCCCGUUCGCAAAGGCAGACGAUACGAGAAACACUGCAACUACAUCGUCUUUUCUUCUUCCACCAUCUCUAACUUAUCUAUAUAUCAGUGAUUUUAUGGACAUGGAAUCCCUUUCAAUGGGCCUGCAACACCUCACUUGCCUUGAAGAACUUGUUAUCAUCUCAUGCCCGAAUCUUAAAGAUCUGCCCGUAACACUACUCCCUUCACUUUCACGUUUUUGGGUAAACUAUUGCCCGAAACUGAGAAAAAAGUGUAGUAGAAAAGGCAAGUACUGGCCCAUCAUAUCACAAAUCCCUGACCUUGAUGUAAAAUAAUUUCAGUAUAAAGAAGAAGACUGAGCAGAAAUGAAAUAACAAAAGGGUAUGCUUAUGAAGAUUGAGCUGAAAUCUAGUGGAUGUGUUCAUCACAAUUUUGGAUCAAGAAUCGGUUUUGGUUUUUCUUUUAUUAGGGUUCUAAUAGAAUGAAUUGAUGGACAGAGUUUGGUUUUUGACCAGCAUGUCAUUUGUCGGUUUUAGAUUUUGAUUUUAUGGUUCUACCGGAACGAUUGGAUUGGAAAAUUUUGAUUUUCGAUUGAA
Helianthus annuus (common sunflower) is the source of this 4307-nucleotide messenger RNA. Its product is annotated as putative disease resistance protein At3g14460. Gene Ontology annotation, molecular function: ADP binding. Lineage: Eukaryota; Viridiplantae; Streptophyta; Magnoliopsida; Asterales; Asteraceae. Gene Ontology annotation, biological process: defense response to other organism. The transcript is spliced from 2 exons. The coding region runs from base 87 to 4046 and encodes 1319 amino acids. The record is from RefSeq and is a predicted model, not a curated record.